Molecule: messenger RNA, 666 nt
Organism: Rhizophagus irregularis DAOM 181602=DAOM 197198
Lineage: Eukaryota; Fungi; Glomeromycota; Glomeromycetes; Glomerales; Glomeraceae
Molecular function (GO): peroxidase activity
Source: RefSeq, a predicted model, not a curated record
AUGUCUCAUCCUGAAUAUAGACCUCCUGGUGAAAAUGACGUAAGGUCACCUUGUCCUGCCCUUAACUGUUUGGCUAAUCAUGGUUUCCUUCCAAGAAGUGGAAAAGAUUUCUCUAUGUCCGAAUUAAUUGAAGCUCUUAAUAAAGGUUUUAAUACCAGCAGAGCUUUUGCUUCAGUACAAACGCUUGGCGCUUUUACUAUGUACGGAAAAUUAUUUCAAAAAAUGUCUUUAAGUGAUCUUCAAAGACAUGGUAUUCUCGAACACGACGCGUCUUUAUCUCGUCAAGAUGCCGCGAUUGGCGAUCAUGUAAAUGUCGAUAAGACUUUAGUAGAUUUAUUAUUAACAUAUAAAGUUGGUGAAAAAAUUAAUAUUGAAUCACUCGCAAAACUACACCAUGUACGAUACACAGACUCCAAAGAACGUAAUAAAGAUUUUUAUUAUGGUUGGAGGCAACAAUCUUUGUCAUUUGGUGAAUCAUCUUUAUUAUUGUGCGUUAUUGGUGGAGCAACAAAUAAAGAAGUUGAUGCCAAAGUUGCUGAAAUUUUUUUUAAAGAAGAAAGACUUGCUGAUGAAUGGAAAUCAUCUGAGACACCUAUUGGAUUAUUUGAAAUACUUAAUUACCAAAAAGAAAUUGAGAAAAAAGCUGAAGAAGUAAGGCCAAAAUAA